Molecule: messenger RNA, 684 nt
Organism: Guyanagaster necrorhizus
Lineage: Eukaryota; Fungi; Basidiomycota; Agaricomycetes; Agaricales; Physalacriaceae
Product: DnaJ-domain-containing protein
Exons: 6
Coding region: 1-684 (227 amino acids)
Source: RefSeq, a predicted model, not a curated record
AUGUCCUCGUCGUCCAAGACCCCUCCAUCAUCCUCAACCAUCGACGCAGAACUUGAGAAACUGCUCUCUCGUGAGGCAUCUGCGUUCCAAAGGGAAGUCGAAGUCGAGCGCAUCCUCAAGACUCUCAAACUAAAUCCCUAUGAUAUCCUAGACUUAGACGAAUCUGCUUCACAAGAUGACAUUAAGAAGAAGUACCGCCAAUUAUCUCUAUUUAUACAUCCCGACAAAUGCUCUCACCAACGCGCUCCAGAGGCCUUCGACAUCCUCAAAAAGGCCGAAUCCGAGCUCUCCGACAAAGCUAAACGCGAGGAACUCGACGCUAUCAUCAAGCAAGCCCGGAUUCUCGUCCUCAAAGCCCUAUCGUUGCCUACAUCAACUCCUGACUCUGAUCCAAAUCUCAAGUCCCUAAACCCGCCUUUCAAAGUUCGAAUACGAGCCCAAUCAAAGGAACUGCUCAUUGAUGAAGAAGUGCGGAGACGAAAAGCCAUCAAGAUGAAUCUCGCGAAUGAGGGCUUAGAAGCAAGAAAGAAGGACGAAGAAAUUGCCGGCAAAAAGCGCAAGGCUGAGGAGGACCGGCUUUGGGAAGGCACGUCCCUCUAUAACCGAGACCAGCGAGUCGACAGUUGGCGGAGCUUUUCGAACGCGAAGAAGAAAAAGAAAGCCAAAGUCAACAUUCUCGGCUGA